AUGUCUUUGAUCAUAAAGGACAGUAAAACGCGUUAUUCUAAGAAGUGUGACCCGGAUCAAAGGAAAUUGACGAAGUUUGAACAAUGCCCAAACCUUAAUGACAGCAGCCCUUCAGAAUCUGUGGACGAACAACACUACAAUCGAUAUACGGAAUCUAAUAACUCCGACAAUAAUACAUCUGACACACCGCUUACCACCACGGCAAGAAAUGUCAGGCAACCCAAAAUGACACACAUCCAGCAUACACCCAUGAAAAAGAAUAAGCAACCGCAGGAAA
Molecule: messenger RNA, 277 nt
Organism: Paramuricea clavata
Lineage: Eukaryota; Metazoa; Cnidaria; Anthozoa; Malacalcyonacea; Plexauridae
Source: the annotation of a GenBank genome assembly